Messenger RNA from Drosophila pseudoobscura, 3731 nucleotides. RefSeq names its product Microcephalin (gene MCPH1). Gene Ontology annotation, biological process: mitotic cell cycle. NCBI's taxonomy places the organism in Eukaryota, Metazoa, Arthropoda, Insecta, Diptera, Drosophilidae. Bases 208 to 3552 code for a protein of 1114 amino acids. The transcript has 9 exons. The record is from RefSeq and is a predicted model, not a curated record.
UGUAUUAAUCGAAUCGAGACGCUGUUUUUGUUAAUUUGUGCAAUAAAUUAUUUAUUUUGUAUUUUGCAAUUUCCACCUUCAAAAGGCGGGAGGCCAAAUAAUCCCACGCUACUCACGAGUAGUAUGGUAGCUUAAACCCUCAAAAAAAAAAAUAUAUAUAUAUUUUGUAUUAAAUAAAGUCCGCGCGUGCGGAAACCCCUGCAGACCAUGGAUAAAUUCGUGCAACGCAAACCCUCAUGGAAAACAAAAACUUACGAGGCGGUCGUCGCUGAAGCAGCGCAGAAAACGCAGAGACUGCAACAUCAUGCGCCACCAGUGCGUCGUCCGUUGCAGGAGCACCCGGCUUCGAAUGUCACCCCGAAGCAUCUGAAUCAGCCUCAGAACACAGCAGAUACCAUGCGUGCCUCGGAGAAGAUGCCGGACGUGCACACUAGUGCAAAAAAAACGUCCAAACCUUCUCCCGUGGCCCGCCCGAUCGUUUCGCAACCGAUGACUCCACGUUCGAUCAGCGAAGGGCCUUUUGUGGAGACAAAAAACAAUGUGACAACGCCCACGUCCAGGCCGGUUGGACCCUGGGCACGUCUACAGAAUGAUCUCAACAGCCCCAGCGCUUCACUUCGAGUUCGUGCCAUUCGCGCUCUGAAAAGUCCCGCCCGAAACGCAUACAAUGUGUUUGAUGUGCCGCAUACCGAACAGUGUAUCAUCUCUGCUGACGAGCGUACUCCCAAGCCACCACCUUCCCUCCAGGAGGUCAUGAGCUCCGUUGUAGUCUACGUGGAUGUGCGUUCCGGCAACGACAAUCGUUCCGAUGGUGUCAAGUCGAUCAUAGCCGACAUGGGGGCUCAGAUCAACGAUCGUCUACUGCGAAACACCACGCAUGUGAUCUUUAAGGAUGGGUUACUCUCGACUUACAAAAAGGCCGUGGAGUGGAAAAUACCGGUUGUCUCAGUAUUGUGGCUUGAGGGCUGCAAGUCGCAACGAAGGGUUUGCGAACCCGAAAAGUUUCCCAUCACUAACAUGCACAAAUAUGAAUAUCCUGAGCUCUACGGCAAGAUAACGCGUGUUCGGUGCAUGCAACCGGGCUCGGAACUUGCCAUACGUCCGUCAAGACGCCCAGUAACUCCCACAUCAUCGAAGGAGAGUGGCCCAGGAUCGGGCAGCAAGGGAACUCCAACCACAACGGCAAAGAAUGACAUCAGCCGCUUCUUUAAGGCACUCAACCACAACAAGCAAAUUGCCGGAGAAGACGCGGUCGAGUCGCCAGCCACUAAACUACUCAACAGGAUAGCCAAUGGCAGCUAUACGCCGGUUUCUCAGCGUCCAUCUGCCUUGCAAGCUGGGGAUAGAUUGCAAGUGCAAGAAAAACCUAAUGACAGUGGUGAAAAACUGCAGGCCCAGAAGAUUUUGAGCUUUAAUGAGAAGCCAGGCAGCGAUGAGCAGCAGUCUGCCAAACCACAGCACCGCCGUAGCACUGCAGAGCCCUCUCCUGUGGCCACGCCAGUACGCACCAGUCGUCGACGCAGCUCUGCACAUAUUUUCAUGACCAGCAAUGCGGAUGCUUCUCAGCCUCCUCAGCCAGAGCAACGGAUGACUCGCCGACGCAGCUCUGCACGUAUUCCGCUGGCAAGAAAUCAGGAUGAUGUUCCGCCGCCUCUAGAGCCACCCACGACGCAUGGCUGUAGCUCAACUCACAAGCCCAUGACAAGCAAUACGGAGGCUGCUUCAGAGACAGAGCCACGAAUGACACGUCGCCGCAGUUCGGCUCAUAUUCUCACGACUAUUAAUGUAGAUGAUCCUCCGCCUGCAGAGGCAGAGCCACGUCUGAAGCGUCGGCGCAGCUCAGCCCACAUUCCCAUAGCCAGAAAUACGGAUGCAGUUGCGCCUCCACAGCCAGAUUUACGAAUGACACGUCGUCGCAGCUCAUUGCUUCAGGCUGCCAAGGAGCCUCUGGAAUUGGCCCCGCAAAAUAUAUUUGCAUCAAUUGCCGAGGAGCUGGCCCCAAUACAUGAGGACAAGAAUUCGAUUGCCGAAGAACCUGCAGGGGAUGCAACCGAGUCAAAUUGUCAGACAUCAUUGAUAACCAAAAUGAACGAGCGCAUGGCAGAUGCAAAAAUCCUUAACAAAACAGAUUUCGUACAACAUUCUCUGGAAAUAAGCGUCGGAAAUCCUUCUCCGUCGAGAGUUCUCUAUCAGGCGGACAAGCGAGGCACCCUGUACACCUCAGAGCGUAUGGACAUCAGCAAGGAAUUCCAGGACGUGAAUUUGACUGCCAGGAAAUCGAUGUCCAAUGUGACUAUGCAAACUUCCACACUCUUAGAUGAGCACUCGACCCCGCCGAUGUUCAGCUCGACUCGCCUGCCAACCAGCAGGUCCAGCACCACCGUAAAUCGAAGGCGCACCCUAUUCAACUUGGACAUGGAGGUGAUUAACGAGAACAUAAACAGGUUGAACUCAUCCCAUCGACUGUCGCUGUUGCUGGCCAAUCAGGCCGAGUUGGGAGAGUGCGACAAAUCAGUUGUGCCGGCAGAAAAAUCUCGGGCGGAGGAGAAUCCCUCGAAUCAACCAAAAAGGCGUCGACUAUUCACGCCCAACGAAGUGGUGGUGACCUCACCCCCAAAGACAAAUAAAAAACAGCGUUUAAGCUUUAGUGGAAACAAUGCAUCCACCCAGUCGGGGAAAAAGAGUCGUCGCUCAUUGGCCGUUCCCGCCUGCCCUUCCUCCGAAUCCAGCUGCCUUAGUGCUCAUGUUGAACGUGAAAGCACCGACAAAUUUCACACCCCCGAUGGAUCUCUAAAUGGUCCUAACGACAUUGAUACUUCCGCCGGAAUGAAUGUAGCAGGAAUGGAGAAAUCGGCGACCAGCAAACGCCGCUCACGUGUAAUCCGCACACUGGUUCACACGAACAUGCAUCAGGGGCAGGUCCAGGUGAUUCAAAAGGCCAUACGGAAGUUGCGUGGAAUGCGGCUGGAUCCCACUGUGACCAAUCGGACCACUCAUUUGGUUAGCCUGGAGCCGCGCCGCACGUUGAAUCUGCUUCGCGGACUCAUGCGUGGCGUCUGGAUAGUCAACUUCGGAUGGAUCCAGGACUCGCUGAAUGCCGGCAAAUGGUUAAAUGAAGAGAAAUACGAAUUGAAGAAGUUCUCGCGUGCCAUUGAGAUUUGCCGCACUGAGCGACAGGCCUUUGGCAUCCACUACCACUGCGAGCUGUUCCGCUACAUGGAACCCUUCUAUGUGUCCUCCCUUUGCCGGCCCAUAGAGUUCAACAACAUGAAGGAGCUACUUUUGCUCGGCGGCGCCAAGAUGACGGAGAAUCGCUUUAAGGCAAAGUACAUUAUUGGCGACAAACGACGGGUCGUGGACGAUCGCAUUUAUCUGACGCCCUACUGGGUGCUGGAUAGCAUCACUGCGAUGCAAAUCCAAAAGUUCGGCAAAUACCUAAUGAAGAGUGCCAUUGUAACGCCCAGUGGCAUACGGUACGAAGAUCCACGGUCGCGUUCUACCAUCCGAAGCGACUACAAUUUCGUAGAUCCCCCACUGGUAAUGGACAAAUAGAUAGACACUUUAUUUUGUUUUACCUUUGGUUGGUCUUCAAAAGGGAAUUCUAUAAACUAAAUUAUCCAAUGAGUUCAAAAUUUACACUACAAUUAGGCCAUUUUUAAAUUAAAACAGACUGAAUCCAUACUGUCAAGUAUAUUUUUCUUGAUAAUUGAUAAUCAAAUAUAGCCGAAAAA